Molecule: messenger RNA, 2286 nt
Organism: Sinocyclocheilus grahami
Lineage: Eukaryota; Metazoa; Chordata; Actinopteri; Cypriniformes; Cyprinidae
Gene: phex
Product: phosphate regulating endopeptidase homolog, X-linked
Exons: 20
Coding region: 277-2286 (669 amino acids)
Biological process (GO): protein processing
Cellular component (GO): plasma membrane
Molecular function (GO): metalloendopeptidase activity
Source: RefSeq, a predicted model, not a curated record
ACCCUCUUUCCCCUCCCUUUUGCCUAUUCCCUUCUCUCCUAUCCUCUCUCUUAGUCUGGGAUACUCUUUGGCAAAUAGAGCAUGACUGUUCAUGCUGUGCAUCUGCCACUGAUCUGAGACCUGUGAGGAGAGACACCUCAACACGACCCCAAAAGGACCGCAGACCUGGGAUCAGGACUUAAAGCGCAUAUCUCCAGGCCAGGAGGGGUGAAAACCGAGUGAGAGGGAAAGAGGGAGGAAUAGAAAGAGACAGAACGCACUCAACUCAGUGGUAGUAUGGAAAUGGAGAGGCUGGGGAGAGAAGGAUCCAAAGCGAGCGCGGGCCCCAACACUCUCCUGAAAGCCACACUAGCAGUGUGUGUGUGUGUCUGCAUUGCACUACUGAUAGCUGUCAUCACGGUUGUUGAGGACUGCCUGCAUAUUUGCGUAUCACACAAGGCAAGCAAUGAUGACUUCUGCCUCACACCACAUUGUAUCGAAGCAGCCGGUUCAAUCUUGAGUAAGAUAGAUCAGUCAGUAGAACCAUGUGAUGAUUUCUACCAGUACGCAUGUGGAGGCUGGCUCCGGGACAACCCCAUUCCAGAAGACACAUCCAGCUAUGGAAUUUACCCAUGGCUCAGACAGAAUGUAGACCUCAAGCUGAAAGAGUUGUUAGAGCAGCCCAUCGGAGGAGAUGACAUAGAGGCAGUGAAGAAGGCCAAAGUCCUCUACAUGUCCUGCAUGAAUGAAUCUGCUCUGGAGAUUGUGGAUGCAAUACCUCUGCUGAAGAAUCUAAAGCUGAAGGAAUUCCGCUGGCCGGUCUUAGACGAUGCCUUGGGCUUUUCCUCGCGGUGGGUGGAGUCUCAGUUUAACUUGCUGGAGACACUGGCGCAGAUACGCAGUCAGCACAGCAAGUCCGUCCUUAUUCGGCUUUAUGUCUCUCCUGAUGACAAGAACUCAAACCAGUACAUCAUCAAGCUGGAUCAGGCCUUUUUGUCACUGUCAUCCAGAGAAGAUUACAUCACCAACACAACUGAGGCACAAAUGUACCGAGAAGCUCUUUUAAGGUUGAUGGUUGAUGUUUCUGUCAUGCUGGGAGCCAAUGAGCUGGAUGCUGAGGUUCAGAUGAAACCAGUACUUGACUUUGAAAUCCAACUUGCACAGAUUGUGAUCCCCUAUGAGAACCGCACCAGUGAGAACAUGUACAACAAGUACAGCUUGUCCAAACUGCAGCGCACUGUUCCAGAUUUUAACUGGCUGGGUUUUGUCAGAGCAGUAAUUGACACUGAGCUGUAUCCAGAUCUGAAAAUCUCCUCUUCAGAGCAGGUGAUCGUACGUGCCCCACAAUACUUUAAAGACCUCUUCAAACUCAUCAACGCCACAGAAACCAGGACAGUUGCCAAUUACGUCAUAUGGAGAUCAGUUUUUUCCAGAAUCACCACCUUGAGUCGACGCUUUCUCUACAGAUACCUGGACUUUGCUCGGGUUACCACAGGGACCACCUCUCUGACCCCUCGCUGGGACAAGUGUGUGAAUUAUGUAGAAAACACACUCAUCUAUGCCACCGGCAGGCUCUUUGUCGAUAAGCAUUUCCAAGAGGACAAGAAACACAUGAUGGAGGAAUUGAUAAAUGCUAUCCGAUGGGCAUUUAUUGACAUACUUGAGAAGGAGAAUGACUGGAUGGAUAAAGAAACAAAGAGAAAAGCAACAGAAAAGGCUCAUGCAGUCUUGGCGAAAGUGGGUUACCCAGACUUCAUCUUAAAUGACACUUAUAUUAAUGAGGACCUCAAACAAUUGGCGUUCACUGAGACAGACUAUUUUGGGAAUGUCAUGCAGACCCUGAAGUUCAUAUCUCAGUCUGACAUCGGCUGGCUGAGGAAAACAGUCCCACGCACAGAGUGGUUCACCAACCCAACAACAGUAAAUGCGUUUUACAGCUCCUCUACAAACCAGAUCAGAUUCCCUGCGGGAGAACUUCAGAAGCCAUUUUUCUGGGGACUUGACUACCCUCGAUCCUUGAGCUAUGGAGCGAUCGGAGUAAUUGUGGGGCAUGAAUUGACCCAUGGCUUUGAUAACAAUGGCAGAAAAUAUGACAAAGAUGGGAACCUGGACCAGUGGUGGAGCAACUCCUCAAUCACCCGCUUCACCGAAAAGGCACAAUGCAUGAUUGACCAGUACAACAGUUACCACUGGAAAGAGGCGGGGCUAAAUGUCAAGGGGAAGAGGACUCUGGCAGAGAACAUUGCUGACAAUGGAGGGAUAGAGAGGAAAUCAAUGCAAAUGUCCUUUUUUUCUAUUUUCACAUGA